AUUCCAGUAGAUAACCCCAGCUGUCUGAGAGCCGCUCCAGUCUGUUUGUUGUUACCGGACACAGCAUCAUGUCUUCAGACCCGUGCGCUUUCUCUUCGUUCACCAGGUGCGUCACCAAACAUCUGAACCUGUCCUUCCACGUGGACUUCGACAGACAUGCCAUCAGGGCGAAGGUGGAGCUCACCGUGGAGUCUCUGGAGGACCGUUUCUCCACUCUGACUUUGGACACCAGAGACCUGAAAAUUGCCUCUGUGUCUGCGAAUGGCCAGCCGGCUCGCUUCAGUCUGGGCCCCAAACACAGCUUCAAGGGGACACCACUGGACAUCACGCUGCCGUUUGACAUCUCCAGGGGACAGCAUGUGAUUGUGGAGGUGACCUAUGAGACGUCUCCCUCUUCAUCGGCUCUGCAGUGGCUCAAACCUGAACAGACUGCUGGGAAGAACCAACCCUACCUGUUCAGCCAGUGUCAGGCUCAUCACUGCAGGAGUAUGAUCCCCUGUCAGGACAGUCCAUCUGUCAAACACACCUACUAUGCUCAGGUUUCUGUACCUAAGGAUCUGGUAGCGGUAAUGAGUGCAGUGAGAGAUGGACAAGAAGUCGAUCCUCAGGACAACAGCCGCAUCAUCUACAGAUUCAGACAGCCGGUGCCCAUGCCUUCCUACCUGAUAGCGAUUGUGGUUGGAGCUCUGGAAAGCAGAGAGAUCGGUCCAAGGUCCAGAGUGUGGUCUGAGAAAGAGUUUGUGGAUAAAGCAGCGUUUGAGUUCUCAAAGACGGAGACCAUGCUGAAGACAGCUGAGGACCUGGCUGGACCGUAUGUUUGGGGUCAGUAUGACAUCCUGGUUCUACCUCCAUCUUUCCCAUAUGGAGGCAUGGAGAACCCCUGUCUGACCUUUGCUACCCCCACCCUACUAGCAGGAGAUAAAUCUUUGUCUAAUGUGAUUGCCCAUGAGAUCUCUCACAGCUGGACUGGUAAUCUGGUGACCAACAAGACCUGGGAACACUUCUGGUUGAACGAAGGCCACACAGUGUACCUGGAGAGGAUGAUUGGCAGGUGUAUGGAGAGCGAACAGUUCAGACAGUUUAAAGCCAUUGGGGGCUGGAAGGAGCUGCAGGACUCAGUGAACACCUUUGGAGCCAACAACCCCCUGACUAACCUCGUUCCCAGUCUGCAGGAUGUUAACCCUGAUGAUGCCUUCUCCUCAGUUCCCUAUGAGAAAGGUUUCACUCUGCUGUAUCACCUGGAGGAGCUAAUGGGAGGCCCAGAGGUCUUCAUGGGUUUUGUGAAGUCAUACAUCCAGCUGUUUGCCUACAGCAGCGUCACUACAGAAGAGUGGAAGAACUAUCUUUUCACUUAUUUCAAAGACAAGGUGGAUGUCUUGAACAAGGUGGAUUGGAACGCCUGGAUGUUCACUCCUGGGAUGCCUCCUGUAAAACCUCAGUACGACACCACACUGGCUGAUGCCUGCAUCACUCUCAGCCAAAGGUGGAUCAAGGCCAAAGGCCAGGACCUGAGCAGCUUCAACAAGUCAGAUGUGAAGAUGUUAUCAUCCCACCAGCUCAUUGAGUUCCUGUCCCUCCUGCUGCAGGAGGAUCCUCUCCCUCUGGCUCAUGUGAAGAAGAUGCAGGAGGUUUAUGAUCUUAAUGCCUGCAUGAAUUCAGAGAUUCGCUUCAGGUGGUUAAGGUUAUGUGUUCGGUGCAAGUGGGAGGAAGCGGUCCCCAUGGCACUGAAGAUGGCGACAGAACAGGGCAGACUGAAAUUCACAAGACCUCUGUUCAGGGAGGUGUUUAACUUUGAAAAGUAUCGUGAUGAAGCUGUUCGCGUCUUUAUGGCUCACCGAGCAGCGAUGCACCCAGUCACUUCCGGACUGGUUAGCAAAGACCUGAAGGUGGACACCAGCAAGACCACCAGUCUGUAAUAGAAACCAGUCUGUCAAACCAGUAUUAAUAAACACAGUGACAGAAACCAAUUAAAGUUCUACUUUCUUCA
Molecule: messenger RNA, 1987 nt
Organism: Monopterus albus (swamp eel)
Lineage: Eukaryota; Metazoa; Chordata; Actinopteri; Synbranchiformes; Synbranchidae
Gene: lta4h
Product: leukotriene A4 hydrolase
Exons: 19
Coding region: 69-1916 (615 amino acids)
Biological process (GO): proteolysis; peptide catabolic process; leukotriene biosynthetic process
Cellular component (GO): cytosol; nucleus
Molecular function (GO): leukotriene-A4 hydrolase activity; epoxide hydrolase activity; zinc ion binding
Source: RefSeq, a predicted model, not a curated record